AUAGCUGACAGAAGUUAUGUGCACAAUAUUCCAUUAUAAAUAUUGAUUUAUUUAUUUUACAAUAACUAAGUUUAAUUAGAAUCGUAUCUUUAUCACUUGAAUCCACAUAGUCCAGUACAUUAUUUACACACAAUUAACAAUGCCUUCACCUCGAGACCAAGAGGAAGAUGCGAAUUUACCGAUAUACGUUCGUGUUGUAUCAUCGAUUUUUAUUGUGUCAGCCAUAAGUGCAUUUGCUUUCACUGUGGCCCGGCUGCUGAAUCCCUAUCUAUUUUAUGAGAAAGAUUUAGUAGGAACUGAUCUAAUUGUGCACUACCUGAUAUGUGGCAUGAUGGUGUUGGCGAGUGUGAUUGGUGUGGUGAACAGUGCGGUGAUGCUGAGCCGCAGUCAGCGGGCGCGGGCUGUCACUGUCUGGUUGCUACUGGACUCGCUGUUUGAAGGUGCUCGCGUUGUGUACGCAUUUGUGAGCGCCGCAGUGCUGCACGGUACCGGUCUACUGCUGCGCUACGAGCUCGCACUCACCCUUGUCCAGUACUUGCUCGACAGCUAUGUAUACUGUCAGAUGAUAUUGAGACACUGACAGUGCGAGAGACAGCUGCAGCGCCGUCGGCAGCUAAACAACAGAACUGUUCACUCAAAGAAACUUUUAUAACAGUUAACUAUUAGGCUAAGCAAAUGUUUUAUCAUACCAAAGGAGUGGCAUUCUGAUGGCAUCUCUGGUCACUCUAGUAUUAUUAUGUGUUAAAAUGUAUUUAAGAUUAACUAGUAGAUGCUGUCCCAAGGGCAGAUCAUUUCGUAGUGAGAUUGUUUUGUAAAAGAUAUUAUGUUUUUAAAACAUUAUUCCGUGUUAGCUGUGAUUUUAUCUAAUGAAAGCUUUACCUCUACAGAGGCAUGAGACUGUAGAUAAUAGACAUUGCAAUGUAAUUUUUACUUUUUUUUGUUGGCUGAUUUUUUUUGUCUUUAUUGUUAUUUUUUAAUUUAAAAGUGAUAUUGGCCAUUUUAUAAAGGUAAAAAGAUGCAUUCCUAUUUCUAGGUUCGUUUAAUUAUAUAAUUUUAAAUGUAUUAACGUAACUUGAGUAAUUUCUUUGGUCCGCCUUUGAGUAGUAUGUUACGCUUGUACAAUUUCUUUGUCCUAGAAUUUUGGGAUAAAAAUAUAGUGCAACUCGCCUUAAAUACGUAUAGGGGAAAUAAAAAAUAGCAUAAGCGAAAAUUAUUAUAUAAAAAACAUUCUUUGACAAAGAAAUUGGAUCUAAGAACUGCCAAAGAAUGAAUGACUUGAUAUGUUUUAGUUCCUAGCUCGUAUUUCAGCACAUUUUGAACAAAGUAUGUAACGAAUUGUAACGUAAUGCGUACGUUUAUCGUCAAUGGAAUUAUUCAAUUGAGAGUUUCCUGUUGUUGAAUUGAUCUGACGACUUUUUAGCACUAACCGAGACUGGGAAUGGCUCUUGUCAAAUAAAACUGGGGACAAUAUUGGAACAAGCAUUUCCGUAUAUAAUCUGUACCUUUGAGACACUGCCAAAGCAUUACAUGCAUGUUCCUUACUAGUUCAAUGCUAGAUUUUUUCAUUUAAAAAAAAUCCUAUACACUUCCUCGGUCGACUAAAUUUCUGUCAAUCAAAAAUAAAACAGGAAACUGUUAUUUUUAUUGUGAAAAAGACUUUACUAAUAUAUGUUUAAUUUUAGUUUUUCUCUUUCUUUUUUAAUUUUAUAUUAAGUUUUUAAACACGACUUAUCUGACAUUCUAUCAGCUAAUAUUUUUCAUUUAUGUUUAUUGUUAUUAUCUCGUAAGUUAAACAGACUGGCACAGCAUUUACUCUCCCGCCGUAUACUUAGAUUUAAUUUAUAUCGUAAUAAGUAUCGAAUAUAUAGGCUCUGUAAGUGUUGAAACAAGAAUUGUAAAGUAUAAUUAAGAUUUUAUGCACUCAUACAUUUGUAUAUUUCAUAGCAAAAACAAACCAUUUAAGUUGACAUUUCUUUUCCAUCUCUUAUGCAAAUAUCUUUGCGGUUGCAAUUAACAUCCGUCAAGAUAUCAGGAAACUAUAAUGUAUUUGUUAAUAAUUUGUAUUAAAAAUGCAGGUUUUUUGUUACAUGUAACUCGCCUCGUAAACUAUUAAUAAUGCAACAUUUAUUUUUAGUAAAAACCGUACAAAGAAGAUUGUCAAUUAAAAUUUUU
This is a messenger RNA of Papilio polytes (common Mormon), 2172 nucleotides long. RefSeq lists its product as uncharacterized. The transcript has 4 exons. The coding region runs from base 140 to 580 and encodes 146 amino acids. The record is from RefSeq and is a predicted model, not a curated record. Lineage: Eukaryota; Metazoa; Arthropoda; Insecta; Lepidoptera; Papilionidae.